CUCAUUUAUUUUAUUACUGCCCAUUUCAGACUAUAGAAGAUGAGGAGUGCAGUGUUCUUAAUGUUAAUUUUGGUGGUUUCACCUGGCUCUAUGGCUGAAGGCAAAAGAAGGGCAAGUCGUUCUUAUAGUGAUGAAGUACAAUCAUAUUAUACAUAUUACCUGCCGCAUCGAAGACCAUGUCCAAGGCCUGGCUAUCGAUAUCCUGAUUUGAUGAUACCAUUUUUAAAACUUCUACCCAGUUUUCCUCGUCUACCAUUUUUUCCACAACCACCUUCUCCAGCCCCAGCUCCGGUACCCCCGCCUCCAGCACCUGCUCCUGCUCCUGCUCCUACUCCUGCUCCUACUCCUGCUCCCACUCCUGCUCCUGCUCCUACUCCUGCUCCUACUCCUGCUCCUGCUCCUACUCCUGCUCCUGCUCCCACUCCUGCUCCUACUCCUGCUCCUGCUCCCACUCCUGCUCCUGCUCCCACUCCUGCUCCUGCUCCCACUCCUGCUCCUACUCCUGCUCCUGCUCCCACUCCUGCUCCUGCUCCCACUCCUGCUCCUGCUCCCACUCCUGCUCCUGCUCCCACUCCUGCUCCUACUCCUGCUCCUGCUCCAACUCCUGCUCCCACUCCUGCUCCUGCUCCUGCUCCUACUCCUGCCCCAGGCCCACCAAGAGGGGAUGAAAAGUAGUGCUGUAUACUUACUAGUGUUCUGCGUUUCUGGUUUAUUCUGAAUUUUUUUUUUUUUUAAGUGGAAGUCGGUUUUUACUGAUUUAUACCCGAUUUUUGUCUGUUAUUCAAAAUUAUCCCAGUACUAUUCUCUAGGAAAUACACAACCAUUUGAUUAAAAUGCUGAUUUAUUUUGACUUUGACAUUGUAAUAAGCAGCCCUACACUGUAUCCUAGGACACAGCAGAUGUUUAGAAGUCACAGGAUCAAAUAAUGUUCAACUGUGGUUUUCUGUCCCUUCACAAACACACAAUCACCUGAUUAUGUUGGCCAAUCAAAGUCUGAUUAUGGUGGCAAUUGUUGGGCGAGUAACUACUAGCUUGAUCAAAAACUAAAUUGAAAUAGAAAUCAUCCAAGUGAUGUAAGAUUCUACUAUGCUUGUUUACUGUUAUGUUGUUAAGUCUUUUCCCACCACUCCCUAAUACACCUACUCAAGCACACUGAGACACCUCUUUCAACAUAUAUAACUUGGGGUAUUACAAUUUAAAAAAACUGGUUGAGGAUUAACUCAAGGUUAAUUCAAAUUGAGCAAUCCCUUUGUCACAAACCAGAGAAAUAUUUUAUUAUUAUUAUUAUUUUAUUUUUUAUUAUUAUUGCAACCAAAUAAAUAAUGUGUGUCACUUAAUAUUUAUUUGACGAUUUUUAAAGUUUGUUUGAAAGAUUUCCA
Acipenser ruthenus (sterlet) is the source of this 1379-nucleotide messenger RNA. RefSeq lists its product as uncharacterized. Bases 40 to 675 code for a protein of 211 amino acids. The record is from RefSeq and is a predicted model, not a curated record. Lineage: Eukaryota; Metazoa; Chordata; Actinopteri; Acipenseriformes; Acipenseridae. The transcript is spliced from 3 exons.